Microthlaspi erraticum is the source of this 543-nucleotide messenger RNA. The record is from the annotation of a GenBank genome assembly. NCBI's taxonomy places the organism in Eukaryota, Viridiplantae, Streptophyta, Magnoliopsida, Brassicales, Brassicaceae.
AUGAAGGUGUAUUCGAUGAAGCUAGAGAAUUUCAGAUUUAGUUACGUGAACACUAUUGAUCCUCCGAAGAGAAGCCAACCUGACUACAUGUACACGAUAGCUUUGUUCAAUGGAUUUAUUUGUUAUAUUAAUUGCCUCACUGACAUAGACGAGGAGGUAGGAAACAUGUACUAUGAUCUGCAGAUUUGGAUAGUUAACCCUGAUAUGGGGGAGAGUCUUCUUCUUCCCCAAAGGAAGACACCCUCGUUUGGCUAUGUGCUGAAUGUUGGAGUAGCUUAUCUCCGGAGCGACUACAAAGUCUUCCUCAUCUUCUGUGCUGGUAAAGACUUGAAAGAUUAUCGUUUUGAGUGUGAGGUGUAUUCGUCAAGCACUAGUUCUUGGAGAAACAUCGGCACCAUGCAUUGUGUUCCCAUGGGUAUUCUUACUCCAUUCAAAUCUCAUUAUGUUUUCGUCGGAGGAAAGAUCUAUUGGCUGUCUUCCUUGGAUGCUCCGGGCAAAAUCCUCUCUCUGGAUUGGGAAGGGAGAUUCAAAGUGAUUCCGUAG